CUUUUCAAAUCAAAGAAUUUUCAGACCUGGAAAAAUAAUGAAAAAGCUGAUCCUUCUCUCAUUUCUUCUAUGGGUCGGUCUAAUAACCGGUUUACCAGAAACCGGUUUAUCUAGACAGAAGCGGCAGUCUGGGCGGGCCAACGUGCAGGUGAAUCGUUCUGGAAGCCGGGGUAGGCAAACUGUAGCUUCUAAGGGAAGCGUAUCGGGUCGGGCCACCGUGCAGGGAUGUACGAUGACCCCUUCUGGAAUUGAUAACAUUUUAACCCCAGCGAAAGAGAACGCAAUCAUCUCUGUCACAUGUACAACAGAUACAGCCCCGGAUUCUUGUGUCUUCCAACACGCGGCUCCGAUGGAUGUAGGUCUUGUUACCAGUGCCGGCGGAAGCGCAGCUAAUGACCAGUAUAAUACGAAAUGCACUGCAACUCUUCAGACUAAUGGACAAACGUGUCCGGAUGAUUCUAGGAUAACAUACGUUAUGACAUCAACAUCAUGUGGAUUCAGAAUCAGCAAGGCAGAGCCUGAUGAUACAGGGAGAUGGAUUCUAACAGUGUCUGAGGCGAUGGCAUCUGGUUCAAUGGUAGAUAACACUAAAACAGUUACAAUCUAUACUUUCAACAGAACCCUCACAGAUAUCACAGAUGAUAGAGAUUCUCUUAUCACAAGGAAUGUUGAUGCAUGGUUUAAUUAUGAUGAUAACGAAGAGGAGUGGAGAGCUGGCAGUAUAGGAGGUUGGGAGCAAGUUGAGUUAAACUGUAAUGCUAGGGGAGGUAGACCUGAACCUAAGAUUAGGUGGUAUAUAAACAAUGAUGACCGCAAUGCCUUUGGUGGAGAAUCUGGAAGCAGUGAUGCUGAUAAAGUAUUCAGUGUCAGAGAAAGCUAUGGGACAACGUAUGAUGAUGAAGGUUAUAUACGAGACAAAAUAUCUCAACUUAUAUUUGAUGUUGACAGGGACCUAUUAAACUACCUAUGGGAGAAAAAUCAGAUUAACUCGAAUCCAACAACAGGACAGUUUACAUUCGAUCUUGUCUGUGAGGUUAAUCAAGGAGACUAUGGGAUGGAGAAAAUUAGUACAACAAUAACAAUUAAAAGAAUUUAUUUCGAAGAUAGACUGAAAACCAGCACCAUCGGAUGGAUUGUUGGAGGAGUCCUGGUUGGAAUCCUUCUUAUCCUGAUCAUUCUGGUGGCAUUGUGGGCCAAGGCUUCCGGUCGAUGGUGCUUCGAGGACGACGAGUACAGUUACGGGAACCCCAACGAUCCUAAGAGAAGACCGCGGACACAAGCUCAGGUUUACAGCGCUGAAGACACUGAUUCGUCUGGACCUGUGAAAGCCAUGAGAUAUGCUCCUACUGCCCCUAGUAGGACUACAACUACUCUAGUUGGACAGGUCCAAGGGUCCCCGGCCCCUACACCUAAUACUCAGGGUCCUCUCUUUAUCAAAAAUAAAAAUCAGGUUAGAAAGUAAAGUUUAAAGUUUUUC
Messenger RNA from Eurytemora carolleeae, 1477 nucleotides. RefSeq lists its product as uncharacterized. The transcript has 14 exons. Bases 38 to 1462 code for a protein of 474 amino acids. Lineage: Eukaryota; Metazoa; Arthropoda; Copepoda; Calanoida; Temoridae. The record is from RefSeq and is a predicted model, not a curated record.